GGGAAUAAGGCACGCACAGAGGGAGAGAGAGGGAGAGGCUGUUUAAAAUUAGAAAGAGUGAAAGGAAUCAUUUUUAACUUUACAAAAGGGCUCGUGUCUUAUAGGGGCCGGGGCAGAGAAAUCCAUCCAAACAUAUUCGCUUAGUCUGAGUGGAGUUACCUUUCCACACCUGGGAGAGACGGAGAAGGGACAGUGAGACAGUGAGACAGAAGGGAGAGAGUGAGAGUGUGAGAGAAACUUUCUGCCGCUACCGCUGGUGUAAACUGAAACAGCCCCAGGUUACGGGAUUGAAUGUGUUAUCAGCGCGGCCGAUAUCAGCUAAAGAUUAGUACAGUACACGCAUUGUCCUGACGAGAUCUGCAUUGCAUUGCACCGGUCACUCAGCAACUGCGCGUCUCACGCACUUCCAGUCCGGACCAACAACAUGCCGUCCUGUGGGUGGUUCCAUCGUGAUCUCAGUGGGGUUGAUGCUGAGGCACUGCUGAAAUCCCGCGGAAUUCACGGCAGCUUCCUGUGCCGCCCAAGCCGCAAGAACCAGGGAGACUUCUCCCUGUCUGUCAGGGUGGGUGAGCUGGUGACUCACAUUCGGAUCCAGAACACAGGGGAUUUCUAUGACCUGUAUGGAGGGGAGAAGUUUGCCACUCUGUCGGAGCUCGUGGAGUAUUACACCACGGAGCAUGGGACCCUGCAGGACCGGGACGGGACCCUCAUUGAGCUGCGCUACCCCUUGAACUGCUCCGAGCCCACCUCCGAGAGGUGGUACCAUGGGCACCUGUCUGGCCAGGCUGCUGAGAAGCUGCUGUGGCAGAAGGGGGAGGAGGGCACCUUCCUGGUGAGGGAGAGUCUGAGCAAGCCUGGGGACUUUGUGCUGUCAAUCCUGACCGGAGAGAGCAAGGAGGUGAAUGGAGAGCAGAGGAACAGAGUCUCACACGUCAAAAUCAUGUGCCAGGACGGUCGCUACACUGUCGGAGGUGCUGAGCAGUUUGAGAACCUCACUGACCUGGUGGAGCACUUCAAGCAGAGUGGGAUCGAGGAGGUGUCUGGAACCAGGGUCUACCUGAAACAGCCCUACUACUCAACUCGUAUCAACGCUGCGGACAUCGACAGCCGCGUUCAGGUCCUGACGAAAACGAAUGAUACCAAUGAGGCGAGCAAGAGCAAGGCGGGAUUCUGGGAGGAGUUUGACGCUCUUCAGAAGCAAGAAGCCAAACUGAAGAAGAGCCGCAACGAGGGGAUGAGACCAGAGAAUAAGAGCAAAAACCGCUACAAGAACAUCCUGCCCUUUGAUGAGACCCGAGUUAUCUUGCAGUCAGGUGAUCCCAAUGUCGUCGGCUCUGAUUACAUCAAUGCAAACUACAUCUCGAAUAUGCUGAUGGAGUCAUGUGACAGGAAGAAGUUCAUUGCCUCACAGGGCUGCCUUGCCACCACGGUCAACGACUUCUGGGAGAUGGUGUGGCAGGAGAGGUCAUGUGUCAUCGUCAUGACUACCAGAGAGGUGGAGAAGGGAAGGAAUAAGUGUGUUCGUUACUGGCCGGAGCCGGAGGAGAUGAAGGAGUUCGGGUCGUACCAAGUGAGACACGUGAGCGAGCACGAUGCAGUGGACUACACCCUGAGAGUGCUGGAGAUCAGUCCACUGAACCAGAGUGAUGACCUGCGUGAGAUCUGGCACUACCAGUACCUGAGCUGGCCGGAUCACGGGGUCCCUGCAGAGCCCGGGGGGGUGCUCAGCUUCCUGGAGCAGGUGAACAGCAAGCAGAGUGAGCUGAGGAGUGCCGGGCCCAUCGUAGUGCACUGCAGUGCUGGAAUAGGACGAACCGGAACCAUUAUAGUGAUUGACAUGGUGAUCAAUACCAUCAAUACAAAAGGGCUGGACUGCGACAUCGAUAUUCAGAAGUCCAUCCAGAUGGUGCGUGAGCAGCGCUCGGGGCUGGUGCAGACGGAGGCGCAGUACAAGUUCAUCUACAUGGCCGUCUCCCAGUACAUCGAGACCACCAAGAGGAAGCUGGACGAGAUGAAGAAAACAGAGACGGAGUAUGGAAACCUGCACUUCCCCAUGGCCCAGCACAGCAAAGCCAGCCGCAAAUUAUCCAAGAAUAAGGAGGAGGUGUAUGAGAACCUGGGAUCGAAGGGAGGGAAGAAGGAGGACAAGGUGAAGAAACAAAAAUCUGAGGAGAAAGACAAAGCCAAGUCUGGGAAGAGUGGCUCUGUGCGCAAGAGAUAAGGUGCUGCUGAAUUGAUGUGAUCGCUUUGCCAUCGUGAAAUGGAAGAGAGGGGAGAGGGUGUACAAGCCAGAUACACACAGACAAACAGGCACACACACACAGACACACCCACACACACAGGCACUCACAGACAGAGACACAGACACACACUUCCACACUCACACACACAGACACACACACACACACAUACACACACACAGACACACACACUUACACACACACUCACGCACACACAGGCGCUCACGCACACACAGACACACACACACACACACUCACACACACACACACACACUAAAGCACACACAGGCACACACACACUAAAGCACACACAGGCACACACAGACACACACACACACUCACACACACACAGACACACACACACACUCACACACACACAGACUCAGAGACGCAGAUGGAGCAUUUACACAUUGAUUAUGCACAUUAACUUCCCACUAUCCUCUCUGUUUAAAGGUGCACAGUCCCAAACCGUUUUUCUUUCUAUUUCCAAGGGCUGUGUUAAAUGGCUGCUUCUGUAAGAUGAGUGCACAGCGAAGACUCUGAGAAAGACUUCCUGUCAAAACGCUUGCCCAUGAAUUUGUUACAUUUCUUUUAUUUUUGCUGAGUAUAAAAACAUCAAACAUGUAAACAAAGAAAAAUAUCUAUUUGAAAGGGGUGCAAAGAUGAUGUUGCGAGUGAUGUGCAAGAUCAGGGAUGUAGAGAAGCUGGCCCUGCUUAAAAAUACUGUGUGUACAUUUUUCAAUGGAUUUUCCAUACAAUUCAUUAAAAGCAAUGUUGGAGUGUAUUUCUGAAGUAAUCAAAACAAAUCUUUUUGUAAUUUAUAAUUAAAACAUUUUCACAUCAAA
Messenger RNA from Acipenser ruthenus (sterlet), 3085 nucleotides. RefSeq names its product protein tyrosine phosphatase non-receptor type 6 (gene ptpn6). Gene Ontology annotation, molecular function: protein tyrosine phosphatase activity. The record is from RefSeq and is a predicted model, not a curated record. The transcript has 16 exons. Bases 425 to 2221 code for a protein of 598 amino acids. Gene Ontology annotation, biological process: protein dephosphorylation. NCBI's taxonomy places the organism in Eukaryota, Metazoa, Chordata, Actinopteri, Acipenseriformes, Acipenseridae.